Aspergillus campestris IBT 28561 is the source of this 660-nucleotide messenger RNA. RefSeq lists its product as uncharacterized. NCBI's taxonomy places the organism in Eukaryota, Fungi, Ascomycota, Eurotiomycetes, Eurotiales, Aspergillaceae. The record is from RefSeq and is a predicted model, not a curated record. The transcript has a single exon. Bases 80 to 484 code for a protein of 134 amino acids.
GGAUGACCAUGGGCUGUAAAGUCAGAAUCUCCCAUGACGAGAACAUUUCAGCGCUAGCCCGUCUAGUGAAGGGACCGGAAUGCCGGCGCUGAUCCAUAUGAGGCUUGACAGCCUACCCCUAAACGUGGUCGAAAUCGUCCUAGGGUUUCUAGAUCUCCAGAGCGUCAAAUCCCUCCGACUCGUUUUCAGGGCACUCAGUCAGAGCUGUAACGGACUCCGAUCCAUUGGGCGGCUGCGUCAUCAGACCACCGACCUCUCCGAAUCGAGCCUCGAGUCCCUGUCCAAACUGGUUUCCCAUGGCUCACUGGGCUCUCGUGAAGAAUCUGGGAUAUCGAACCCCCUAGAUGUCUUGAGGCGCUUCCUGGGUGCCCUCCCCCGGCUUACAACCCUUCAUUUUGCGGCCGUUCAUAUGGCAUACUUCGGCGCGGAUCUGCCGGAAACAGCUACUGCACAUCGACAUCAGUUUGAAGCCGCAGAGAUCUAGCGAGGGCUAUUGUUCGAAACCCGGUUGGAUGGCCACCUCAUGAUGGCUCCCACAUUUGUCUUCCCUGGGUUCUUAGUCGUACCGCCCGAGACGACGGCUUAAGCAUAGGGAAUGUGAAAUAUCUAGAAGGAUUCCAUCGUUAUUUUGCCCAAGUGGGUCACCAACGUGAUAUUCCU